This is a messenger RNA of Gopherus evgoodei (Goodes thornscrub tortoise), 9932 nucleotides long. It is a transcript of the gene ALPK3, whose product is annotated as alpha kinase 3. Gene Ontology annotation, molecular function: protein serine/threonine kinase activity; ATP binding. The record is from RefSeq and is a predicted model, not a curated record. The coding region runs from base 61 to 5202 and encodes 1713 amino acids. The transcript is spliced from 14 exons. Gene Ontology annotation, cellular component: nucleus. Gene Ontology annotation, biological process: cardiac muscle cell development; protein phosphorylation. NCBI's taxonomy places the organism in Eukaryota, Metazoa, Chordata, Testudines, Testudinidae.
CCGGGACGCGCAGUCCCCGUGUCGUCGGGGCUCCGGGCGGGCAGGCGCCGCCGGGUGGAGAUGGGCUCCCGCCGGAGACCCCUGAGCCGCUCCUACUCGGUCAACGGGCGCUACUCGCUCUACAGCCCCAGCAGCGCCCCGGGCCCCGGGGCCGAGAGCGAGGAGUGGGAGGGGCCCGGCUGGAGCACCCGGCCCGACAGCCGCAGCUACCUGCUCAGCAUCCGGCCCGAGAACAGCUUAUCAGGCAACCGAUUAUCUCCCUCCAGCUUUAGAAGGAGCACCUUCUGCACAAUCAUUGCUCAGCUGACUGAGGAGACCCAGCCACAGUUUGAAACUACCCUCAAAUCUCGUGCUGUAUCUGAGGACUCUGAUGCCAAAUUCACAUGCAUAGUAACAGGCUACCCCCAGCCAGAAGUGACCUGGUAUAAGGAUGAUGAGGAGAUGGACCGAUACUGCGGCUUACCGAAGUAUGAGAUUUUCCGGCAUGGAAACCGCCACACCCUGCAGUUAUACAAAUGCAGAGAGGAUGAUGCGGCCAUUUACCAGGCCUCUGCUAGGAAUACCAAAGGCAUUGUGUCCUGUUCCAGUGUCCUGGAAGUGGGAACCAUGACGGAGUAUAAAAUACAUCAGAGAUGGUUUGCCAAACUCAAGCAAAAGGCUGAAGCCAAGUUGCAUGAAAUAGAGCAGAGCCGAAAAAGAGGGAAAGAAAACAUGGAGGUGGAGAAGUUGAGGAGGACAAGUCCUGAGAGAUUCCAGCGAAAGCGCCGGCUGACUGGGAAUUUGAACCUGCGUUCAGGUGUCUCCCUAUGGGACAAGGAAGAUGUAGCAAAGGUGCAUGUUGUGGAUCCUAAGUCAAGGUUACGGGAAGAUGUUGCAGAGCCCAAGGAGCCAUCCUUAAAUGCAACCGCUGGAUUUUCAAACAACUUCCUAACAAGGCCUCAGGAUGCAGAGGUGACCACCAAUGGAGACUCCUCUAUGGAAAGCGGGGAGGAAAAUGGAAAUAGCUUUUUCACAUACAUCUAUGAGACGGUGGAGGAAAUAACUACCAAGCCCACCACCAGAGAGUCCUUUGCUAAAAAGAAGAAAAAGAAAGGGGAAGAGCCUGCUGCUGUCAUGGCAGCAAAGCAGGACGUUUCAAGUCAAGAAAAUGGGCUGAUAGAGAGCCAAAAUCUCUCCCAAAGUCAAAGAAAUGCCCCUUCCGUUACCCUGCCAGGGAGCAUGCAGUCAGUAGCUGCAAUCAGCCAGCUGGUGGGAGAUGUUCCAGAAGUCAAAGAACUUGGAACGCCCAGCAGUCAGGAUGCUGAAACUGGCAAACCUCAGCCAUGUUCCCCACCUUCCAGGGGUGACACUUAUUUCCCCUUGGCAGAAAUGUAUCUUGAGAGUGGAGCAAAACAUGUAAUGGAAGAGAAGAUGCCACAAACUCCAGAAGAAGCCGAGAAUAGGACUCAGCUGCAGUCUCCGGCUGUGAGCAUUAACAGGCAAAGAGAGAUUCUUCCACCAGCAUCUGACGUGUUCCUAGUAGGGGCUGUAGCAGGAGAGGAACAGAAAGGCCAACCUGUGGAACGGGAACUGGAGGGAAAUGAGGCCAUAGGUACUAAGGCAACCAAAAAGGAAAGUAAACUGCAUGGAAAUUUGAACAAGAAGAGAGUUGACCCUCCUAGCGGGACCCUGAAACUGAGCUCUGAGAUGCGGCACUCCCUCCUAAUGGGAAAUGCGUCAAGGACUUCUUGCAUCUCCUCGUGCAAAAACGUCCAAGAAACAGACUUGCUGGACUCUGUACAACUGAACACCAAGCAACCCCUUCAGCAUGCUACCCCAUCUCUGAAUCAAGUGGCCCCGUGUCUGGAUGAGUCCCAGCUGAGACAGGAGGCGGGAGGAAGCUUGCUUCAGGGCUCCCUGGAAGAACAGGUGAUCUUCAAAGUGCCAUGUGAGGCUCAGGAGGCAGUGAGGCAGGUGGUGUCCUCCACCAGUGACCUGAAACAUUCAGCAUUAGAGCCAACGGAGAACACUAAUUCUCAAGCCAGCCAGUUAAAGGAACUCACAAGAAGGAAGCCCAUCUGCAUGGAGAGAGAGACAGAGCAGUCUGAACAGCCAUCCAGCCCCAGGCUGCGAGGAACAGGGAUGCUAAAAAUAAGCCAGGAGAGUUCCCAGAGGCCUCUGGCAGGUUCUCCUGGCCUCACACAGCCCAGCUGGGAGGAACAUCCACCUUGGAAAGAGGAGGGAGCAGGGCAUUCCCUGAAUUUCCCAGGCAAAGAGACCCAGCAAAGACCAACUCCAAGUGAGGAGAAUGAGGAGCUAGCUACAGCUGGAUCAGCAUUGAAGAAAGCAAGUCGUAUGCCUGGAGGCAAAGCCCUGCUUAAACCAGGUGCCUACUGGAGUGGAAGGGGGGAGGGUGAGAAGAUUGCUCAGCCAUUAACUGCAGAAACAGAGCCAGCUGGAAGCUGGUUAGGGGACAGCUUGUCCUGCACAGAGGUAGAGGAGAGCCCUAUGGAGCUCUCCCAUGAGACCUCACAGCAAGCAGAUGGAGUGGUGGGUGGGGUGUCCUGGGUGCCUAAACAGGCAGCUCCAGUCUCCACCCAGGUGAGUAAGGAAGAGCUGCAUCCCAUUGCCAUUGCAGAGAUCUCAGAGUCUGUGGAAGCACCAGGCUCAGCUUCCCCUUCUCCAGUCAAAGAAGCCCCUGCUGGUGGGAAACAAUCAGCAGCCCAGCCGUCAGGUGACGUGAAAAGAGAAAUGGAGACUAGGAAAACAAAUGAAUCUGCACCAAGGCUGGCUGCUAUGCCUCACCGCGAACGGCUUCCAGUCAGCCCUGCCAUGGAGCGCAGUGCCAAGCUGGCACCUUUGUCACUGACUCCUGAGAGUUGGGAGGAAAGUGAGCAGAGAGCUGUGACUCCAGGCAAAGAGCCAGCGGCUGCAGCUGGGAGAAACAGCAUGACCUCUACAAGUACAUCUGAACUGAAAACGGAGGCACCACUCGCUCCACGGGCUGAAGAGAGAACUCCGGAUGGAGAGGUAUCCCUGGAGCACAAAGUACAGCACAGAAACCUAGUGUCCUCCUUGAAGAAUUAUUUACUUCUGCUUUUAAAAAUGUCGUCAUCAGAGCCAGAUAAAUGUAAGGGCCCCACAAAGAAGGACACUGAGACUGAAGAGAAAGAGAGCCAGCCUGCUGGGGAGGAGAAAGCACUGCUGGAAGUGGGCAUUGCAGGGCUAAGCCCCGGCACAUCAAGGAAAAUCUUAGAAAGGGUGCAAAAUAACCAGCUCUUCCAAAGUGCAGAGAGCUUGCAUUUAAGCCCCAGAACGUCUAGAAGGCUCACGGGAAUGAUUAACCAAGAAUUAGUUACCAGCAAAGAGGCUCUGGGUAUCAGUCCUUUAGCAUGUAGCACACUGCCAGCCAGGGAGGCAUCUGAACCAGAAGGAUCUGCCCUGCUCUCUGUUCCUUCUAUCGUGGUGGGUAACGUGUCCCUGGAGGGAACAAGACAGGCAGACGAUGGGCUUUCUGAUCUGCAUCUCGAAAGCAGCACGAAGGAGAACUCCCAUGACCUGGUUGCAGCAUUACCUUGUGCCACACCAGAGGAGCUUGCCUCCGGGGCUCGACGCAAGAUAUACUUGGCCAAAAGCAAGCAGCUGGAGGAGGCAGAGGCUGCAGCCUCGGAGAGCCAAGUGCAUCUGAAGAGGGACAGCCCCACCGUGUCUCCCCGACAGUCCAGGAAGAACCCAGCUCUGUUACAAGCCCCUGUCCCAACUCUGUCUCCUCCUAUGGACCGACACUCCCCAACCCUCCCCAGAAAGAUGGCGACACUUGAAGUUCCCAAGGCGUACGAGGAGCCCUCAGAGGAAAUCAGUGGGACCCCGGAAGGCCCUGAAGUUACCAAGCAGGAAGGACAGGCAGGGGAGUCAAGGAAAACAAACAAUCCAUUUAAAGCCCCCCAGCUGAUUCGUAAGAUCAGAGCAGAACAAUUUUCUGAUGCGUCAGGAAACCUGAAACUUUGGUGCCAGUUCUUCAAUAUUUUGAGUGACUCGAAGCUGACGUGGUACAAGGAUGAGUUCCCUGUAGCAGAAGCCAGACGGAGCUCAGGUGAUGAGGGGCAGGCAGCCCUGGCCAUUGUGCAGGCAUCCCGGAAGGACUGUGGCGUGUACAAGUGCACCAUCGAGAAUGAGUAUGGCACCGACUCCACCGACUUCCUGCUCAGCGCAGAAGUGCUCUCGGGAUUCGUCUCCAGAGAAGAAAUUGAAGUUGGCGAGGAGAUCGAGAUGACCCCCAUGGUGUUCGCCAAGGGCCUGGCUGACUCAGGCUACUGGGGGGACAAGUUCUUUGGGCGCGUUGUGAGCGAGGACAUGGAGGUGGGCGCCGGCUUCCUGCGCAAAGCCUGCCGCGCCAGGAUAAUCUACGGCCUGGAGCCUGUCUUCGAGUCCGGCCGGACCUGCAUCAUCAAAGUGCACAACCUCAUUGUCUUCGGGACCAAGAACGAGAACACGCUUAUCGAGAAGAACUACGACAUCACCAUCCAGGAGUGCAAAAUCCAGAACUCGAGCCGAGAGUACUGCAAGAUCUUUGCCGCUGAAGCACGGGCCAUUCCAGACUUCGGAGCAGUGCCCGAGAUCAUACCUCUGUAUCUCAUUUACCGACCUGCCAACACUGUCCCAUACGCCACCAUCGAGGAGGACCUGGCAGGGCCCUUUGAGCGGUACUGCGUGAAGGAGCGGGACGGCAGCCUGGCUGUGCAGAGCAGCUCAGAGAUCGCACAGAAGUGCUGCGCCUUCCAGCACUGGCUCUACCAGUGGACAAAUGGAAACAUCCUUGUGACUGACAUGGAAGGCGUUGGGUGGAGGAUCACAAAUGUGAGGAUAGCUACAAAGCUGAAAGGGUACCAGGGGCUGAAGGAGAGCUGCUUCCCGGCCCUGCUGGACCAGUUUGCUGCUGCCCACCGGUGUAACCGCUAUUGUGAGAUGCUGGGCCUGAAGAGUCUGGAGAGCCUGCAGCAGCCAGCCAAACCCAAGGGCUCCAAGAGCCCCUCCCUGGGCAGGAAGGCCCCCUCAGCCCAGUCCAGCCCCCAGCUGCAGAAGAAAGGCCUGGCAAGCCCCCAGGGCACCCGGAAGGGCGCCGUGAGCCCCAAAGCCUCCCGGAAAUCCACUGAAGCUGGGGAGGCCCAGCCGGCCCCGAAGCACAAAGCGCUGGAGAGCGACAGGUCCAGCCAGCUGCAGUAGUCAGAGCCUUGGUGCAGCCACGCAGGCAGCGUUGCCGCCGCGCACACCUGGAAAGGGGACCCAGCUGCCGCUUCUUCCUGUGGCUCCCAGCACGCCCCCCCCGCGCUGCGCUCUGUGUGGUGUGCGAGUGAAGCAGUGAAUAGGCUGGCGCCAGUGCGGAGGGGCCCUGGGUAGCCGCGUGGUCCGGAGCUGGCUCGGUGCACGGCAGGGCCUGCACAGCUGCUGCAGGGAGCAUGGCAGCUCAUCUCUGUUACCUCUUUAAAGAAACAGCUCAUCCAGGCCAGCCAGCCUGCCAAGAAGCCCCAGCUGCCAGGGCCAUGCAGGCGCCACAGAGCCCUGUGCAGAUGGUAUUGGGGCAGUGUGCCAGCCUGAUCACCAGGGAGCACUGGCCAUUGCCUGAUGGUGACCCUGAGGCUCGUUUUCCGAACCCCUCCUUUAGACUGUGCUGGCUUUUCUCUGGCUCUGCUCUGACGCCUGGCCCUGGUGUUCUCUGCUGGCGACCCCUGGAGGAGAGCGAGCAGGCUGGUGCUCCUUUGUGUGCCACGAGGAAUGUGCUGCUCUACCCUGCCAGCCUACAGCUGGCUACAGUGCACUGACCCCACUCGGGCAUGUGUGCCACAAAGGCUUGGUAGCUCUUUGGUCCCCCCGGCUUGCAGCACCUCCUGGUGUUUUCCUCCCAGUGGAAAUCUCUGACCUCAGGUCCCUCAUGGGCCGUACAUAGGCCCUACUAACCUCUGCUGUAGCUUCCCUGAGCCCAGCUAGUUCAGCACUUCUCUCCGGUCCCACCCCAUACACAUUACCUACUCACUAAUCUGUAGGGGGAGCAUAACUAGACAGCCUGCUUGGUCCCUCUUUGCCCCGUGGGGAUGGCCCUGUGUUUUCGGUGGUUCUCCGGGCCCGGAAAGUCUGGCAGCAUCCAGCCCUUGCUACAGAACCAUGUGGCAGAUUCUUCGCUUUCCCUGGUGCAAAGCGGUGCAAAGCCAGUCUUCCACGUGUGUGUCACCUGUUACUAACACAGCAUUGUCUGCCCGAGUCAUUGCCCGGGGCCUCUCAGCUGGGAGUGUUAACUUUGGAGUCUACAGGGUGCAAUUAAAAUGUCACCAUUUAGUUCCCUGUCGAUUAUUGUAGUGGAAGUGCUUGGGGUGUCUGCAUUGUAAUGUACCAAUCACAAUGGUAGGUGGGUGCCAGUCUUGCCAGCACAGAGGGGCAGGUGGGGGGAGAAACGCUGAGUUCAAACCUCCUGCUCCUCCAAAAAGGAUGAAGAGAGGCUUCUUGGGAGCUUGUUCAACUUAGUGCAGCCUCAAGGCUGUUCUACCUCAUGCUGGGGGUGCCAGUUCAGCUCCCAGGCUCAGCGGUGGAAAGAUGGUACAUUCCCUAUCGCCCCUGUAUGCCAAGAGCUGCUUUGGUGCACCUGGGCACCUAGCCCAGUAAUUUAGCAUUCAUCUGGCCUUAUCGCUCACCCCUUUGGAUCCAGGGAGGGUCCGAACCCACCUUCCCAGCUGUGCCCUGUCGGCUCUGCCCUGCCUCUACACACCCUUCCGCUCCUGGGAUCAACAGGCAAGCCCUUCCUUUGCCUCUCAGAGACAGCCCCAGCCCUGCAUGCUUCUCACUCCCCAGGCCUAUAAGCCCUGCCCCCACAGGCCUCCAUUCUUCUGGUUUGUCUCUAGGUCUCGUGGCUUCAGUGCUGGCAUGUAGCUGCGCCGGGGGCAGGGAGCAAGAUGUGCCUAUGGCUUACGCUGCCAGACUUUGGCUCAGGCACAAGUUCUCUUGGCUACUGCCUCCCAGCGUGGCUGGCAGCAGGCCUGUGGUCUUGUUUAAAGGGGCAGACAUGGGCCAUGUGCCCUCUUCUUGCUUCUUCAUGGCAGGGGUUGGGGGCCUGAGAAUGCCCUGUCUGCUGGUUCCAUUAGAAUGCAGGUCCUGUCUGGGCUAGGUGAAGUGAGGGCACCACAGCUGCCGAGCAGCAGGGGCUCGUUUGCAUUAGCAAUUUGCUCUAAGGUUGGUUGGUUGCUUAUUGCCUGGGGGGGGGUCACUGCCACAGUGUUUGUGGCUCACCCCAGGCUCGGCCUAGGCAAGCAGGUCAGUGGAGAUGAAACUUUAGUGGAGACAAGCCCGUUCUGUGAGUGUGAGCUGCUGUUGGUUGGUUGGCAUGUUGGUAACAGUGCUAACGACCCCGGAGCAGGGAAGGCUUCCCUAUAGUGACAGGGUUAUGGGCUCACAGCAGCCAGCCUGAGUCUUCCCAACAGCCGUGGCAGGGCAAAGCCUCACAGCGCAGACACGGCCUUUGGCUGCUCCUGCAGGGAAAGCGUAAACAGAGCCAACCUUGGAAACAAACGAGCCCCCCACCCCCAUCCUUCUCCCACACAAAGCUGCUGAAAGCCCGGGUUUGCAACCCCCCAUAGGCCUCAUCCUCGCCAGGAAAGGCCAGCCGACAGGAGGGGAAGCCCUAGUGCAGACAUGGCUGGGGGUAGUUUUCAUGUGACUUAUCUCGACCUGCUAUUUUGUAUGAAAGCUACAUGCUGCCUUGGCUGCUCUAGGGUUGAGUCUGGUUUGCUUACCCGCCUGCUCACCUGCUCGGGUACCGCCAGCAGCUGACAUAAUGCCCCAGCGCAGUAACAGGUGCAGCUGGAUUUCCUUCUCCCUCUUGAUCCCUGCUCGCAGGAGGACAGGGAGGGCUCACCUUUGGGCUGUGUUUUACGAGAGGGAAUAAACAGUAGCUCUCUUGCUGUGAAUGCCUAGCAGUGCCAAGGCACAGGGAGGAGUUUUUCCUGCUGUGUAGCUGGGGAGGUCAGUGCUGUACCCCCCGCAGGUGCCCUUGCCUAGCUGCACUGCAGUUAAAGCUACCCCUGCCUUGUCUCCACUAGGAUCCCACAGGAGCUAGCUGGGGCCUGUUAACUCACUGUAAAAACUCCCCUCUUCUAGCAGUGACCGCAGGCUGAGCCGCCCGCUAGUACAGUUAAUGGUCAGUCUGGGCUGGCUCCGGGGGAGGGGAGCUGUUGAGCCCUUGUCCCGUUGGGCUCAAAGCACAGAAUAGCUGUGACCAUGGAGCAUGGGACCGGGAUGCCACAGAACUUCAGUCCCAUUGGAGGUGACGGUGCUGGCAGCAGCAGUGUUGUGGUGAUAAAACGCCGGGUGCCCAGCCAAGACUGCAGGCCCGGCUGCCUGGGCUAGGGAGCUGCCCGACUGGUGCUUCGCACUUCAUGGCUGCGGCUGCACUUCACCCUUCUGCCAGGGCUCUGUCAGCCCGUUGUAAGAUAACCGUGUACAUACUCGUCUGUGUAUUGGCAACUGGGUGUGCACGAAUGCAAUAAAACGCGAUGGACUGGCCUGCUCUCCAGUGCAUCUCUCCCGGCUGGAGGGGCUGAGAUACCCCUCCUUCCUGCUGUCCCGCUAGCUGGGGGGUGAUAUGGUACCUAGCAGUGUGUUGCCCAAAGCUCAGCAUAGCAGGUGUUUGUUUCCAGGGCAGAGGAGGGGGACUGUGUGUGGUGCUGGGGGCAAAGGAGAAGGGGUUUCAUUUUUCUAGUCUGUUUGCACCCACUCGCAGGUGUAGGGUAGGCGACACCAUCUGGGUCGUGAGACCAGUGCCUCAGCCAGCACCUCCCUGGCACAGCUGCAGCCCCCAUCCCAAGGCAGGUACAAACUCUGGGGAGUGCAGUGACGAGACCCAAUGGAUCUCAGUCAUCCCUGCUGGAACACCAUUGCCUGCUGGUGAGUUACACCAGAGCCUGGCCAGCAAUUUGAAGCCCCCACUCACAUGGCUGCAGUGACAUUGGUUCCUGAGCCAUCAAGUGGGGCUGCGUUCUGCCCUGACGUAUGAAAAGUUGGAGCCCUUUGAAAUCUUCCUUCUCUCUCAUGGAGCUGCAUCCCUUCUCAUUCUUCAGAUCAUACAUUCCAAAGCCAGCAAGGACCGUGCUCACCAUCCUGCUGACCGUGUGUGUAACGCAGGCUGGAGAAUGUCCCUGAAUGAAUUCCUUUCUGAAAUCCAGUUCUCAUUCUGUGUUCAAGCCUGCUGAGCUCUGGCCCUCAGCGCUUGGGGCAGGGAGUUCCACAGGUUCCAUUUAUAAACUAUAAUGUGUUUAAAAGCAGUCCCCUUUUUCCAGCUGGAAAGUUGCUGCUUUUCUAUUUCACUGGGCUUCCCUUUGGGCUGCUUGCCUGGGAGUGUAAACAAAAGCCCCAAACUAACCUUACAUAUCUCUCCAUGUCCCCUCUUUUCCAAACUCUAUAUGGCUAAGCUGUUCAGUCUCUGCACAGGAAAACCUUCCCCCAGCUGUAUUCUGCCUCAUCUUUGCACCUGCUCUCUGGCCACCAGGAUUUCUGAGCUGGGGUAACCAGACCUGAACACGGCAGGCUAGGAGAGAAUGUACCAGCGGUUUAGAGAAUGGCACAAUCGUGUUUUCACUGCUCUUCUUAAUCCCAGUCCUUAUGCACCUAAACAUGUUGCUGGCGCCUGUAACUGGUCGUGCUGCACAUUGGGCAGAGGCUUUCACUGAGCUGCCCACAGGGACGCCCAGCUCCCUUUCCUGGGGCCACAUAGAUAAAUUAGACCCCUGGGAUGCAUAGUAGUAGGAUUCCCUCUAAGGCGUAUUAAACUGUAUUAUUCACCAGUGAAGUGCUGGAUCAGGUCCCGCAGAAGUGCCUUGCAGUCCUCUCUGGGCUUGACUAGCGUAAAUACUGUUGUGCCUUCUGAACGCUCGUUAAUAAACGUAUUGAGCCACACGAGCCUUAAGAUGCAA